GGGACGGGACGGGACGCUCCGCACACCCGCCAUGGACGCCACCUCGGCCAGCUUCAUCCGCACGGCGCUAUCCCAGCCGCCGGCCGACCGCGACUCCAGCCUCGCCGUCCCGUCCGACGAGCGCCUCAAGUCUCCCGGCCUGCAGCCCACUGACAGGAGCGUCCGGCUGCGGGAGCAGGUACACCUGGUCAUGGCCCGGAGGAAGUCCUCGGCAGGUAGUUUGCAGCAAGCUCUGCUCUCCCCUGAGCCAGCUCACCAAGAGACUGUGCCAUUGUUUGACUACUUCACAGUGCCACUGGCAGGCAGCAGCUACGACUACUCCAAGCACCAGAGUUCCGUGAGUUACGGAGGGAACCCAGGAUGGGGCAGACAAGCCCUUCAGUUCUCCUCAGAGACCGGGAGGUUCCAGUCCCAGGGCUUGCAGAGCCACGCAACCAAACCUACCCGCAGGAUCGAGGUUGCUGUUGACGACAGCCCGGUCUUGGUGCGCAGCCGCCUGCGGAAGGAAUCCAGUUAUCGCAGCGGGCGAUCCAGAGGGAGACUCCGGGCAACGUCCUACCGGCAGCGCGGCCCUUCUGUCGAGGUGGGCUGGACUGGUGGGUUGGGCAGUGUGAGGCCUUCCUCGCGGCGCCUUUCCAAGUACAUGCAGUCAGAAGUCUUUCCCCGGGCGCUCCUCUUCAGCAGGUCCUUGUCUCAUCCUGCCCAGAAGGUCAGGCCAGCGCGUGAAGAGCCUUGGAGUCCCGACAGUGUUUUUGUCCACGGUUUCUCCGCCGAUCGCAUCGUGUGCCAAAAUUCUGUUCUCGGUCAAAGCAAGUCAAGGACUUUCAGGAGGCACCAGAGCGGCUCCCUGGAGCAGCAGCUGCAAGGGGUCUCACUAAGUUACCGUAGAAGUUCGCAAAGCAGACUGGACCCUGUGGUGUGCAGAUUCAGCUGGAACCAAACAUCAGUCCAGACCAGCAACACCACUGCUGACAAUGCUGUGGUCACCCAGGGGUUAAUUCCAGCAGAGGCUACCACACUUCAGGCCCAGAGCAACUGUGAUACUUCGGCCUCUCAAGAAAUCCACGAAACACAAGGGGCACAGGCCAGUGUGUCUGCGAGUGUGAGUGCGGAUGAUAAUGGAGAGUGGACAAUGGAAACAGCUGUCUCUGCCCUGACACACGAUAAGCCGGACUACGUGGUGUAUGGAGCCAACUUCAUCCAACACGAGUGCUUCCAGAGACCCGAAGCAAAGAAAGAGCUGUACGAUCUGGAUGGAAUCGGGAAGCUCGUCGCUCUGCUGAGCCAUGAGGAGGUGGAGGUUCAGAGGGCAGUGUGUGGGGCCAUCCGCAACGGGGUGUUUGAGGAAAACGACAGCAAGAUCGAAGUGAAGGAUCACGACGGCCUCCAAAAACUGGUGGAACUACUGGGGCAGACCAAGGACAUCGAGACAAAGAAACAAAUCACCGGUUUAAUGUGGAACUUGUCUUCAAAUGAGCAACUAAAGACUGAGCUGAUCGAAAAGGCCCUGCACCCACUGACAACCUCAAUCAUCAUUCCCUACUCUGGUUGGCCCGAUGGAGAUGUCAAAAGUGUAGAUGUGGAUCCCGACAUCUUCUACAACACCACCGGCUGCUUGAGGAACCUGAGUUCAUCGAGUCCCGAAGGCAGGAAGCAGAUGCGGGAAUGUGAGGGGUUAAUCGAUUCCCUUGUCCUCUACAUCCAGUUCACCAUUGCCAACAACCAGGAGGAUGACAAGUCUACAGAGAACGCCACGUGUGUCCUGCACAACCUCGCCUUCCAGCUGGAGAACGAGCUGCCCCCCGCCUACAUUGAGAGCCUGGGCUGGAAGACCGACCCCUUGACCCAGCAGAAGUCGGCAGGCUGUUUCGGAGCUCGGAGCCCCAAGCUGAAGGAGGAGGCAGUGAUCAGCAGUGCGUGUAUCGAGGAGAAGAGGAACCCGUUGGGCGUGGAGUGGCUCUGGCACAGUCUGGUUGUGAGGAUGUACCUCUCUCUCAUCGCAAGGAGCACUCGCACGUGUACACAGGAGGCAUCUCUGGGAGCCCUGCAGAACCUCACAGCCAGCACUGGACCCAUGGGGUACACCAUUACUGAGGUCAUCACCACGAAGGAGAACGGUCUCCAGCACAUCCGGCGGACACUGCACUCCAAGGAGCUUGGUGUGCAGAAGGCAGCUGUCUCCUUACUGAGAAACAUGGCUCGGAACCCCAGGGUCCAUGAUGAGCUGGCCAACCUGAUCAUGCCGGACCUGAUCGCCAUCCUCCCCGAGGCAGACGAGGGCUUCGCCAUGGCCGACGACACAGCCGGCCUCACCUGUCAGGUGCUGCACAGCCUGAUCCAGAACAACCCGCAGAAUGCCCGCAACCUGAUCAAGGAGGACGGACUGGGGAAGAUCGUGGCCUUGAGUCGACACAGCCAUAAUACCCCGAGCCAUGCAGGGAAAGCUGCCUCCAACCUGCUGUACACACUGUGGUUGUUCCGGGAUCUGCACAGCGUCUAUAAGAAGGCUGGUUUCACGAAAUCCGAUUUCAUCAACAGUCGGACAACCAAGGUCUACCACUCUCUCCGGGAUCAGAAGACAUUGUCUUGAGACAGGCAGUCGCCCGUGCUGACAUUAACCUGGCCCAACGAUGCUCUGUGUAUAAUGUGAUCUGUGGACUUUCACCAACUCAGCUUUUCCCACUCAAAAACUGAUUCUCACCAGCUUGGGAGAUACCAGAAAUCAAAUGUUAGCUAGUUCCACGUUCAUAGAUGUUCAGGUAGCAUUGAAUGAGUUGGACCUAGCACAAAAGAUGUGUGUUGUAGAACAUGUCACAUCAUCCAUGGUUAAUCUCUGAAGAGGAAGUUAAUUUUUCAGAUUGUUUAUGUGAUACGGGAGACACUGGCAAGACCAGUAUUUAUCUCCGAUCCCCAAUCGCCCCAAGGUGGUGGUGGUGCCUUGUUGAAUGUGGCUGUUUGUGAGGUGGAGGUGCUGUUGGGGGAAUUUCAGGAUUAGACCCAGUGAUGUCAAAGGAACAGUAGUGUUCCCACUUCUCACCCUCCCGCCUCUGUCUCCCAACUCCAACCCUCCCCCUCCUCCACCUGCCCAUCAUCCUUCACCCCUCCUUGAUCCACCAAUCACCUACCAGCCCCUGCCUCACCAUUUCCCCCAGCGAUCUCCACUUUCAGUACUGAUACAGGGUCCCGACCCGACCCUUUCCCUCCACAGAUGCUGACUUGGUGGGGAUCCAGCAGUUGGCCGUGUUCUCCUGUGUGAGUUAGUGAGAUCUUGGAUUGGAUAAACAUUUGAAACAAUGAAACACAACACGAGAGGAGGGGAGGGGGGGAUUGUGACUAGUCUUCCUCUGUAGAAUUGGUGGCAGUAUCAUUAGCUGGAAGCCCCUCCCUUAUCUGUACAAUUUUACAGCCCAGCAAUCUGGGAGAAGGAGAUGGGGGGCACGUGCCAGAGUUAAGGUAAUUAACAAAUUUAAUUGCAGCAAGAUCAGUAAAACCCCUUUGCCUUCCCAGUGCCAGCGAGCCCUGCAAGAACAGACCUCUGGCUCUGAAGGGGACAUAUUUAAGACUGGCGCGGGGCAAUUUUCUUUCUCUCGGGCUUGUUUUUGGGACUCCCUUCCUUAAAGGGAGGUGGGAGCAGAGUCUUUGAUGAUUGUUGAGGCAGGGGUAGCUGGAUUCUUGGUAAACCAGGGGUAAAAGGUUACCCUGGGUAGACUGUACUGUGGAGCUGAUUAGCUCCUACUCCAGGCUCCAGUGUUGGUGUAUUUUACAAAGUGAAGUUGAUGCAGGCCUUUGUCAACGUGCUGGAACAGCGCACUCGCCCCCAGCACAGGGUGAUCCAAUUUCAAGGCCAUUGUCUCUGUUAUUUGGUUCACAGGUGAUGGUUGGUGGUCUUGCAAACCCUUCUGGCCAUCUACAUAGAGACCCUGAUCCCACCCCUCUCUCCCAGUCUCAUUGCAAUCUCACUUGGUGUUGAGUUUUAUUUUUUGAUGGGCUUUUUCUGUUAUGAGUGAUGGUGAAAGGUGUUUUCAGAGAUUCCAGUGCUGGGGCUGGGUGUUUAUAGUUUUUGUUUAGUGUUAAGGAAGUAAAAGCAGCUGCCAUUG
Messenger RNA from Pristis pectinata (smalltooth sawfish), 4097 nucleotides. Its product is annotated as plakophilin-2-like. Lineage: Eukaryota; Metazoa; Chordata; Chondrichthyes; Rhinopristiformes; Pristidae. The record is from RefSeq and is a predicted model, not a curated record. Gene Ontology annotation, biological process: cell-cell adhesion; desmosome organization; cell-cell junction assembly. Gene Ontology annotation, molecular function: intermediate filament binding; molecular adaptor activity; alpha-catenin binding. Gene Ontology annotation, cellular component: intermediate filament; intercalated disc; plasma membrane. Bases 32 to 2590 code for a protein of 852 amino acids. The transcript is spliced from 13 exons.